Messenger RNA from Electrophorus electricus (electric eel), 3354 nucleotides. RefSeq names its product FKBP prolyl isomerase family member 15a (gene fkbp15a). Lineage: Eukaryota; Metazoa; Chordata; Actinopteri; Gymnotiformes; Gymnotidae. Gene Ontology annotation, molecular function: peptidyl-prolyl cis-trans isomerase activity. Gene Ontology annotation, cellular component: growth cone. The record is from RefSeq and is a predicted model, not a curated record.
UCGCCACUGUGGAACAGGACGCGGUCGCCCCUGUGGACACUGGUGCUUUGUUUAGCAUAUUUAGUUCGGCAAGCCUGAGAAUGAAAAAAGUUAAAGAUUUUUUUUCAGACUAUCACGAUGAAGAUUUUCUGGCUCCUAAAAGCGGGGCAAAGCUGGCUUUUCUCUUUGACCUGGACCGAGCUGAGAGUCAGGGCAACGACUCCUUCCAGUUCAUCGCUCCCAGACAGCCCAAGCGAACCUCUGCACAUUUCGGCCCGCCUCCUCAGAAGCAGGCCCCUCCCCCCACAGCUCAAGCAGUCCUAUUGGCUACUGCAGCCCAUGCCUUCUGCUUUGAAAAUGGACAAUAUUUAAAGCAAGGCAAGUUGGGGGUAGCCAUCUUGGGAAACCAUGUGACCAAACAGUACAAGGUCUUGUUGUAUGGCAGUCAACAAAAGCAAAUCACAACAUCACGAAUCCAUCAAGGAUUUGUCCUCACAGUUCAGCCUGAUAAUUACAUGUCCUUCUAUGAUGAUCAGUGCCAGAACUGGUCCCUGAAGUUUGACUCUCAGAAAGCUGGAAUAGACUUCUGUAAGGAGGUGUGUGUGGCACGGUGGAACAGUCAGGACGGUGCAGACACACCAGUGACCCAAGACCUGCUCCUUGGAGAAGGGCGGGCUGUGGACAUGGACGACGCUGUGAAGAUUUCCUUCUCUGGCUGGCUGCUUCAGAGCCAUGCUAUUGGACAGAUGUUCGAUUCCAGCGUGGGCAGAGAGAAGCUACAGCGUGUUCGGCUCGGCACUGGCAAAGCCCCGAGGGGCUUAGAGCAGGGCAUGCUGGGAAUGCAGAAAGGAGGGCGGCGCCUCUUGAUUCUCCCUGCCAGCAUGGCUUAUGAGUCACAGGGCAUUCCAAACGGCUUGCCACCCACCAGCACUGUGGUGUUCGAGGUGGAAAUUUGCUGGGUUAAAUUGUCCAAAGAUGGAGGCUGCCCUGCUGUAGGAUCUGCAGACUCUGCUAAUGCCUCCCGAGUCCCUGAUGCGGGCAGCUUGAGGGUGGAGGAGACGGAGCAGCCUGUUCUUCGUGUCCCUCCUGAGCAAGGAAGUCAAGCAUCGCAGGCUAAAUCUGGACCUGUGAAUGUGCUUCCAAAGCAUCCAGAUGCAGGCAGAGCCAAGCUGAUCUCACGCAUGGCUAAGAUGGGCCAGUCCAUGUUGCCCUUUCUCAUAGGGGCCAUUCCCAGCAACUCGGAGCCAGAGGCUGGUGCUGUGUCUGGAUGGGGUUGUGAUGCACCCAGCCUGGCGCCCUCCCCUUCCUCCUCACCACAGCCUGUCCAGAUGGCUUCCUCUGCUCCACCAAGUGCUGCUCCUUUAAAACCAGUUUCUCUCCCGCACCCGGAGACGCCUACCACAGUCAAUCCGCCACAGGUGCUUGUCAGCUCCGAUAACGCUUUCCAGUCUUAUCCUAUAGCACCACUACAGCCCUUACAACCAGUCUGUCCACCCCAGCACAUGCUAUGCUACACUGCUGACGUGAGCUCUUUCUUGCUGACCGAGGCUCGACGACAGGAAGCUGAAAUCCGAUUAUCAGUUGCAAGAGUGGCAGACAAAGUUGACCAGAUGGCCACGAAGGUGGACGAGCUACAGAAGCGAGGAGAUUUCGGCUUGUCCAGCAUAUCACUGGAAGCAGCCAUAAUCCUGCAAAAUGUACAGAGAAUCAUUGAGGAGAAUGCCUGUUUGAAGAAGGAGGUUCUAGAGAAGGCUUCUAAAGUGGAAGAACAGAAACGUAAUGUAGAGGAGCUCAAUGAACAGAACCAGAGGUAUAUGGAACAGAGCAACUUGCUGCUGGAACAGAAGAACGAUACACUGCAGUACAGAAGUCAGCAAAGUCAUGACGGGCUACUGAGAGCUGAAGAGGAAAAGGUGCGUUUGGCUGAAGAGCUGGCCGCCUCCUCCUCUCGCGUGUGCGAACUGCAGCAGGAGGUAGGGUGUCUCCAGCAGAGGGCAACAGAGCUGCAGGCCAAACUUGGUGCCGCCCUGCAGGAUGGUCAGAGUCGCUGCGCUCUAAUCCACACCCUGGAGGCUCAGGUGGAAGAACUAAAGAAUGAGGGAGAACAUUGUCGACAGCAGUGGAGAUCUGAAAAACGGAAAUACAGAAAGAUGGAGCUAAUGGUAAAUGGCAUGGAGGAAGAGAUGCAAGACCUAAGGGCAGAGAAAGACCACCUUGACCAGAUCCUGUCAGACAAGAAGAGGAAGUGGCAGUUGGCACGGGAGCGCUUGCUGUUGGAACAGGAGGAGAAGCGACAGAACUGUGUGCAGGAGAACCAGUGUCUCCUCAAGCAGCUGAAGAGGGCCAGAGCACUGAACACUGAAACACACCCCACACAACAGAUUGAGCUGGAGUGGUGGCGGAAGUGGGAGGCAGCACUGGGGCAGCAGGGGGCCGAGCUGCAGGGGGCAAUCGUUCACCUGCAGGAACAGCGAGUAGCGUUAUGGCAGGAAGCACAGAGCGAGCAGCAGCAGCACGAGGUGCAUGUGGCUGUUCAGGUGAAACGGGUGAUGAACAUACUGUUCCACUCUCUGAAGUUGAAGUUUGAUCUGCAGGAGUCCUAUACUGGAGACUUUGUCCUAAGGACCCUCCUCUACAUGAUCAAGCAUGUGACUAUGGGAUUCCUCAAAGAGCCUGAGGAGAGCGAGUCCGAGACGGAGGAGGAGGAGGAGGAGUUUGUCUCUGCAGAGGAGAUGCAGAAUGAAGGAAAGGUGGAGAAAAGAGUGGAAAGUGGAAUCAGAACUGAGAAAGGGAACGACAUUCAGGCAAGGCUGGACAAGGCCUUUGACGUGACUGCUGAAGAAAUGUUCAGUCUAGAAACUUCACAACUGACUGCUGAUUCAUCAGUACUAGAUGAGCAGUCAAUAUGUUCAAAGAACAAAGGGCUUGGAGAUUAAUGUGACCAAUCAUGACAUGAGGUGCAAAAUGGUAGCCAGUCACUGCAUGGCUGCACUCAUCCUUGCCCUCUUACAGAGGCAAUAGAUGGCUAUUCCAUGCAAGCAAAAUGAGAAUUUGCGGAUGAACCCUGUUCAUCUUAAGACCAACAUCUACCAGAGAUGCUGUCCCUAAUGAGUGAGUGACCUUCACACUUGUGGACUUGUUUUUUGCACAUCAUUUUGUGGAGUGAUUUUAGACUAACCCAAAGAAUUUCUAUGAUAUAAUAAUACCAUGAUUUCAAACAAUAUGCUAUGCUAUGAUUGCUUUGACUACAUGCUUUUAUGAAUAUUCAAGUCAAAGAAAUGUUAUAGCUGCUCUCAGUAAAAUAUGAUAAGGAAUGUAUGAAAAUGUGAUUUACAAAGAAAUAUAAGUAAAUGAUGAAUAAAGUCAUUUUAAGAA